Cordyceps militaris CM01 is the source of this 1617-nucleotide messenger RNA. Its product is annotated as mitochondrial export translocase Oxa1, putative. Gene Ontology annotation, biological process: mitochondrial respiratory chain complex IV assembly; protein insertion into mitochondrial inner membrane from matrix. The transcript is spliced from 3 exons. Gene Ontology annotation, cellular component: mitochondrial inner membrane. The coding region runs from base 1 to 1617 and encodes 538 amino acids. The record is from RefSeq and is a predicted model, not a curated record. Gene Ontology annotation, molecular function: membrane insertase activity. Lineage: Eukaryota; Fungi; Ascomycota; Sordariomycetes; Hypocreales; Cordycipitaceae.
AUGAUUCCCAGCAGAGGAAUUGCCCGGUCUCUUCCCUCGGGAAUCACAAGCGGCCCAUCCAUCAGCCGACUAUCCGGCCGCACGUUUGCGACACGAUCGAUCCCGAGCCGCCGAAAUGCCGCCAUCUUCUCCGGCCACGGCACGCGCGCCCGGCUCUCUCCCGUCGGCACCGGCGCUGCCGCCCCAAUUGCCCUCGGCAGCGUCGCCGCCAGCCGGAACCUCUCCCUCUGGGGCUGGGGCGGCGGCAGCAGCAGCAAGACGAGCGAGCAGGCUGCCGAGGAAGCGAACCGAGCCGCGACCGCGGCGGCCGCAGAGCAACAACACGCAGCCUCGAGCGCCACCGAUGCCGCCACCGACAACAUUUCCGCCGCGCCGUCCCUGACGGAGCCGACAACCGCCGCCGCACAACCGCCGCCGCUCGCUGGCAGCGACCUGAGCGACUUUGGCGGCACCAGCGGCCUGAGCGCGGCCGACCUCCUCGACCUGUCGCCCAACGAGCCGGGCUACCUGCAGGCGCUCGGGCUUGACAACGGCUGGGGCCCGACGACGGUGAUGCAGUGGGUGCUCGAGCACGUGCACCUGUCGAUGGGCCUUGGCUGGGGCGCGAGCAUCGUCGCGUCGGCGUUUGCGCUGCGCGCCGCCAUGCUCGUGCCGCACAUCCUGCAGAUGCGCAACGGCGGCCGCGUCGCGCACAUGCAGGCCGACCCACGCGCCGUCGAGAUGAACCGUCUCACAAAGGAGUCGCUCGCCGACGGCGUCAACGGCAUGGAGAAGCGCCAGCAGGCCAAGGUGCUCGCGGACCUGCUCAAGAAGGAGUACGGCGUGAACAACUGGAAUCUGCUCUGGCUCGUGGUGCAGUUCCCGUUUACCAUUGGCCUCUUCAAGCUGGUCCGCCAGAUGGGCAACCUGCCCGUGCCGGGCAUGGAGGAGGCUGGCUUCAUGUGGUUUACCGACUUGACGGUCCGCGACCCUCUGUUUAUCCUGCCUGCGCUGGCGACGGGUGUCAUGAUUAUGUCACUACAGAUUGGCCAAAAAUACAUGGCUGAGGCGCAGAAAAAGAUGAUGAAGCCCAUGGCCUGGGCCCUAGGAGGUAUCGGCUUCGUCUUUACCAGCUUCCUCACCGCCGGCGUCAACGUCAUGGGUCUCGCCUUUGCCAGCGCCACCCUCCUCACCUCGCUCAUUCUCGAGACCCCCGUCCUCCGCCGCAAAUUCGGGCUCCUCAUGGGCCCUCCCCCCAGCGCCGCCUCGGCCGCCAAGGCGGCCGCACCUCCCUCCGCCACCGCCGCCGCCGCCGCCUCCUCCAUCCCCGCGCACAUUCCCAAGGGCAUCCGCUACGAAGCACCGCGCCGCGCCGGCGGCGCCGCCCCAGCCGCUGCACGCACGACGACCGCCGAAGAGGUCGUCAAGCCCCUGACGCUUGCCGAGCGCCUCAACAACAGCCUCAGCGACGCCAAGCAGGGCAUGUCGCAGCAGCUCGGCAGCUUUGGCGGCCGCAUGGCCGCGACGGACGCGGAAAAGGCCGAGCGCAACCGCAAGGAGCUCAUGAAGAAGCUCGAGGAUAAGCGCCAGCAGCAGGAGCGCGACGAGUUCAGCAGAAAGUACAAGGGCAAGAAAUAG